CGUCACGUCGCCUCGGUCUCUUACGUCAGAUACUGUUCCAGAAGCUGCUGGGCUGAGGCUCCGAGUCCGGUCCGGCUGGAAGGGGGGCGGGCAGGUGGUACUCGUUGCGCCUGGGGCGGAGAGGCGGAGCGCGGCCGACUGGAGAGGGAGCGAGGCGCAGCAGCCGCGUUUGGAGACGCCCCGGGAGCGCUGAGACAUCGCAGGGACCCCGGGACGUCGCAGGGACCCUGAGACGUCUCUGGAACGCUGGAGGCGGCCGAUCGGCGGUGGUGGCGGCUGGCAGAGACGGCUUCCCGGAGCUCCCCGGCUCCCCGGCGGAGCUCCCCGCCUCUUGGCUCGCCCCGGCUUUCCCAGAGCAGUGGGCGGUCCCGGGGCGGCCGUGGCCGCAGUUUCGCUCCGAGCCAGCCCAGCGGGAAGGGAGUGGGUUGAUUUCUGUGCCCCGGCCGCUCGGCGCCCACACUUCGAUGGUUGGUUCGGAACGCGAUGAGCCGUCCGUCCUCCACCGGACCCGGUGCUAACAAACCCUGUGGCAAGCAGCAGCAGCACCAGCAGCAGCAGCAGCAGCCCCCGCAGCAGCAGCAGCCGCAGCCGCAGCAGCACGCCCCGUCCCAGGCUGCGCCCCCGGCCGCCGCCACCAUCUCGGCUGCCGGACCUGGCUCGUCCGCGGUGGCCGCCGCGGCCGCAGUGAUCUCAGGCCCUGGCGGAGGCGGCGGCGGCGGCGGCGGGCCGGUCUCUCCCCAGCACCACGAGUUGACUUCGCUUUUCGAGUGCCCGGUCUGCUUUGACUAUGUGCUGCCCCCGAUCCUGCAGUGCCAGGCCGGGCACUUGGUCUGUAACCAAUGCCGCCAGAAGCUGAGCUGCUGCCCGACGUGCCGGGGAUCCCUGACCCCCAGCAUCAGGAACCUGGCCAUGGAAAAAGUGGCCUCUGCUGUGCUAUUUCCCUGCAAGUACGCCACCACGGGAUGUUCCUUGACUCUUCACCACACGGAGAAGCCGGAACAUGAAGACAUCUGCGAAUACCGGCCGUAUUCCUGCCCUUGCCCUGGUGCCUCUUGUAAAUGGCAGGGCUCACUGGAAGCUGUUAUGUCCCACCUCAUGCAUGCUCACAAGAGCAUCACUACCCUUCAAGGGGAAGACAUCGUCUUCCUCGCCACAGACAUUAAUUUGCCAGGGGCCGUCGAUUGGGUGAUGAUGCAGUCCUGCUUCGGCCAUCACUUCAUGCUGGUGCUGGAGAAACAAGAGAAAUAUGAGGGUCACCAACAGUUCUUUGCCAUUGUGCUGCUUAUUGGGACCCGGAAGCAAGCAGAGAACUUUGCUUAUAGACUAGAACUGAAUGGCAACCGGCGGAGACUGACCUGGGAAGCCACACCCCGUUCCAUCCAUGAUGGGGUGGCUGCUGCCAUCUUGAACAGCGACUGCCUUGUUUUUGAUACAGCCAUAGCGCAUCUCUUUGCCGAUAACGGGAACCUCGGAAUCAACGUGACAAUUUCAACAUGUUGUCCAUGAUGUGUUUUUGUAGCAUUAGCAAGCUGUAGACUGGUCAGGGCCUCGUAGUUUUACAAUUUAAUAAAAUGUUGUUGUUGUUUUUUAAAUUGUACUCAAAUAUGUCUUCACAUGUCAGAAUCAAAGAUUAACUGAUGUUUUAUAACAUUGUCUCUUAAUUGCCCUUCCUUGUUCUCUUGUCCCUUCCCCCAGCUUUCAUCCUCUUAUGAGUUAUUCUAAACCCACACUUAACUCAAAGAAACUGGGAUGCAAGGGCCUGAACUGUUCAGUUUGAAGGUGAGCAGAACGUAGCACAGGAAAGAAUGAAAGGAACUCAGAUUUAUUUAAUUCUUGAACACCUUUUUGACAAGUCUUUGGUUCUCUUCUGCCUUUGCUUAUCCCUCUAUCUCUCUCCCCCUCUCUUUCCUUUCCUCUCUCAUGUCCUCUCCCUUGCUCCUGUCUCCCCUUUUUCCUCUCUCCUCCUUUUUCUUC
This is a messenger RNA of Dromiciops gliroides (monito del monte), 1974 nucleotides long. It is a transcript of the gene SIAH2, whose product is annotated as siah E3 ubiquitin protein ligase 2. Gene Ontology annotation, cellular component: cytoplasm. NCBI's taxonomy places the organism in Eukaryota, Metazoa, Chordata, Mammalia, Microbiotheria, Microbiotheriidae. The transcript has 2 exons. The record is from RefSeq and is a predicted model, not a curated record. Gene Ontology annotation, molecular function: ubiquitin conjugating enzyme binding; ubiquitin protein ligase activity; zinc ion binding. Bases 484 to 1506 code for a protein of 340 amino acids. Gene Ontology annotation, biological process: multicellular organism development; proteasome-mediated ubiquitin-dependent protein catabolic process.